AUGGCACUUGGAUUUCUACCCGCUCAUGAAAUUAAAAAAGCUUAUCAAGAUAUUAUUAAACCACAAAUGAAAGCUGUUCCAGCUACACCAGUAGCUUUACGACACAACUUACGUUUUAACAACAAAAUGGCAGCACAAUUAUCCACACAUCCACAUCUUUAUAAAUUAAUUAUUUGGUUUGAGAAGGAGGAGCUGCUGGUGCAACAAUUAUUCGAAAAAAUUCGUUCAGCUAUACCUCUCCACAAACGAAAACAAACUGAAAAAACAAUUCUCAUUAAUGAAUCAUUAUACUCAUUGUGGGAUUCAUAUAAAAAGGAAAAUUAAACGUGAGAAAAUUAUUAUCAGAGUCAUCAAAAUGGGUGGCAAAAAAAGUUUAACAAAAAUACCAAAGUCAAAACAAAUUAGCAUUUAUAUCUACUUCUAUCUUUUUUAUAGUAUGUUGUUACUUAUGUUCAUCAAUAUAUUAUUAUUUUGUUACCUACAGUACAAAGUUGCCAAUAUUUUUUUCUUGUUCAUUUAAUAUAAGAUGGUUAUAGAACUUUUGAACUAAACUUGUACAAUAUUACGCGUGCUUAAAACAAUUGUUUGUUUUUUUUGUUGUAAACAACUUGUUUUCUUAUUUUUCAUAUUUUAAAUAAAACUUAUAAGAAACAUUCAAUAUAACACAAAUAAUUAUUUCACUCAUAUAACAAAACAUUUGUGCUCCGUCCGCACAAUAAUACAAUACUAUAGCCUGAGACUGUGGUUCCGAAAGCAACUAUAUACCAACGGCAAUAAACAUACCCAUUUUUAAAAAACUAUUUUCUUUCAAGUAUAUAUCCAUAGUCAGUACUAUGAUUUAAAAAAGUGCACAAUACCUAAUGAAUAUUCAUCGAUUGCUUACCAAAUAUAUAUUACUCGUUAAACAUAAUGGCUAUUUAUACUCGAGUAAAUGUCCACUAAACCUUAAUAAAAAUUACUAUUCUAAAAUCUGACAACCAACGAUACCACAUUAUUAAUGAACUCAUAACCUGCCUCAAUACAUAUGAUACAAUCUGGUGACCACUUAUAUCACACUAAUAUCAAACUAAUAACUGCUAUAAAUAGCUCUCAUAGAAUCUGGUGACCAGUUCUAUCACAUUUAUUUCGAACUGAUAACUACUGCAACAGGUAUCUAAGCAUCUGGUGAC
Molecule: messenger RNA, 1169 nt
Organism: Rotaria sp. Silwood1
Lineage: Eukaryota; Metazoa; Rotifera; Eurotatoria; Philodinida; Philodinidae
Source: the annotation of a GenBank genome assembly